CCUCCACUCCUUCGCGCCUCCAAACAGGCCUACCGCGACAACCCCGUCGGCCCAAACAGCUUCGCAAAAUAUCUUGCAGCAAUCGGUUUUUUUGGUUUAAUUCCCAUUCUUGAUAUCAGCAAAUCGCCACAUACCGCCAAGAUGUCGGUCGUGUCCCUGCUCGGGGUCAAUGUUAUCAACAACCCCGCCAAGUUCACCGACAAGUACGAAUUCGAGAUCACCUUCGAGUGCUUGGAGCCGCUGCAGAAGGACCUCGAAUGGAAACUCACGUACGUCGGCUCCGCGCAGUCGGACCACUACGACCAGGAGCUGGACUCGCUGCUGGUCGGCCCGAUCCCGGUGGGCAUCAACAAGUUCGUGUUCGAGGCGGACCCGCCCGACACGAAGCGCAUCCCGAUCGACGAGCUGCUCGGCGUGACGGUGAUCCUGCUGACGUGCGCCUACGACGGCCGCGAGUUCGUCCGCGUCGGCUACUACGUCAACAAUGAGUACGAGAGCGAAGAGCUGGCCAACGACCCGCCCGCCAAGCCCGUCAUCGAGAAGAUCCGCCGCAACGUGCUCGCCAACAAGCCGCGCGUCACGAGGUUCGCCAUCAAGUGGGAUUCCGAGGCUUCUGCUCCGCCCGAGUUCCCCCCCGAGCAGCCGGAAGCCGACCUCGUCGCGGACGAGGAGGAAUACGGCGCCGAGGAGCUUGCCGAAGAAGAGGAGCUGCUCGCUGCCGAGGAGGCCGCCGCCAACGGCGAAGGGGCCGGAGACAGGGACACCCAUAUGGAGGGUGUCGAGGGGCCCGAUGGUGAGAACGGAGUUGAUGAGGAAGAUCUCUCCGACGAGGGCAGUGUCGAUAUUGAAGGCGAGAGUGAGGAAGAACUAGAGGAGUAUGAGGGCGAGGUCGAGGGUGAGGGCGAAGGUGAGGCCGCUGAUGGCGACGAUAUGGAGGUCGACAAGCCGGAGGGUGCUGUUGGUGAAGGACAUAAGCCGGAUGAUGUGAUGGUUCAUUAGACGAUGAUAUGAGUGGCGGGGAGAGGCGCUGAAGCGGCAACGUCGCCCGUGCGUCAGGGAGGGAACACGACCCGGAACAUUGUUUUGCAUGGGCUAGGAGAUUUGGAGGAGAGCACAUUCAUACCCCUAAACGUUCUGGCUUA
Molecule: messenger RNA, 1142 nt
Organism: Thermothielavioides terrestris NRRL 8126
Lineage: Eukaryota; Fungi; Ascomycota; Sordariomycetes; Sordariales; Chaetomiaceae
Product: histone chaperone-like protein
Exons: 3
Coding region: 142-999 (285 amino acids)
Biological process (GO): nucleosome disassembly; DNA replication-dependent chromatin assembly; nucleosome assembly
Cellular component (GO): nucleus
Molecular function (GO): histone binding
Source: RefSeq, a predicted model, not a curated record